Melanotaenia boesemani (Boeseman's rainbowfish) is the source of this 4564-nucleotide messenger RNA. RefSeq names its product atrial natriuretic peptide receptor 1-like. Gene Ontology annotation, cellular component: membrane. Gene Ontology annotation, biological process: cGMP biosynthetic process; protein phosphorylation; intracellular signal transduction. The record is from RefSeq and is a predicted model, not a curated record. Lineage: Eukaryota; Metazoa; Chordata; Actinopteri; Atheriniformes; Melanotaeniidae. Gene Ontology annotation, molecular function: protein kinase activity; guanylate cyclase activity; peptide receptor activity. Bases 480 to 3686 code for a protein of 1068 amino acids. The transcript is spliced from 22 exons.
UUUCCUUCCUCCCUCCCUCCGUCCCUCCCCGUGUCUCCCAGCUCUCCGCCCCGUCGGUCUCUGGUUUCUGGUCUCUGGCUCUCAGUCCGUCACGCGCUAGUUACCGGAUUUACCGGAUCUGGAAGUGAAGCUGCAGGUCUGCAGACCCGCGCGGAGCGUCUUUCCUGCUCUUGGACAGCUGAGCUCAGGGAUCCUUGCUGCUCGCGGUGGGUAUUGAGGACCGCGCACGCGCUCUUUGGGCUGGUAAACGAGCUGCGAGGCGCGAGGUGGACGUGUCGGAGCUCUGACAGGUGAAAACUGAAACUUUCUGCGGCUCUUGAACCAGACCUGACCACUUUUCUGGGUUUCACCGGCGGCUGGCACGAGACGGAACCGCGCACGCCGCCUCUGCUGGACAUGGCCGCAUUCACCACGGCGCAGACAUCCGCUGAGGAAUAAAAAACUCAUCUCGGGUGACGUGGAUGAGCUGCUGAGCAGAGAUGGCCUGUUGGAGGGGGGCUAGCGGUCUGCUGCUGCUCCUGGUUCUGUUGGACCUGCAGGCAUCGGUGGGGCGAGAGGUAUGGCACCGCAGCCUGAGACAUCAUGCUCACGGUCACCGCGAGCGCCCGCCGCUGGCAAACAUCACACUGGCGGUCAUCCUGCCUCAGAGCAACACAGACUACCCGUGGGCGUGGCCUCGAAUUGGCCCCGCCCUAGAGCGGGCUGUCAGGACCAUCAACGCCGACCCCAACCUGCUCCCCAACCACCACCUCACCUAUGCCUUCAAGAACAGCGAGAACCAGGACGGGAUAUGCUCUGAGUCGGUGGCUCCGCUCAUGGCGGUGGACCUGAAGUUCGCCCACGACCCGUGGGCCUUCAUUGGGCCGGGCUGCUCCUACACCUCCUCCCCUGUGGGCCUCUUCACCACCCACUGGAACAUCCCCAUGAUCACAGCAGGUGCUCCGGCGGUGGCGUUCUAUGGUGAGGUCUACCCGUCCAUCACCAACACUGGUCCCACCCACAAGAAGCUGGGGAGGUUCGCCCUACGGAUCUGCGAGCGCUUUGGGUGGCGAGAACACGUGACGCUGAUGUUCAGCGACAACAAGGUGGAUGACCGGCCGUGCUACUUUGCAAUGGAGGGACUGUACACAGAGCUGAAGAGCAUCAACAUCACCACCGUCGACAGUGUGUUUGAGGAAAACAAGCUGCCCAUCAACUACUCGCAGAUCCUGUCCGACAUUCAGAGCAGUGGCAGAGUGAUGUUUGUCUGCUGCUCUCCGGACGUCUUCAGGAAGGUGAUGAUCCAGUUCUGGAGGGCCAACCUUCCUCACCAGGAGUACGUGUUUUUAUACAUUGACCUGUUCGCCGACAGUCUGAACUCCAAACCCCAGCAGCCAUGGGCGCGCGGCGAUGAGGAUGACGCCGUUGCCAAGAAGGCCUUCCAGAGUGUGAAGAUCCUGACGUACCGAGAGCCUCAGAAUCCAGAGUAUCCUCAGUUUGUCAGGAACCUGAAGAAAGACGCGCUGGAGAUGUUCAACUACAGCAUAGAGGACUCUCUGAUGAACAUCAUUGCUGGAAGCUUCUACGACGGCCUCAUCCUCUACUCUCACGCUCUGAAUGAGACCAUGUUGGUGUCCGGAAAACGGCCGGGAGGAGGAGAAGUCACCCGCAGGAUGUGGAAUCGAAUCUUCCACGGUGUCACAGGACUGGUCCACCUGGACGAGAGCGGGGACCGAGAGACGGACUUCGCUUUGUGGGACCUGAUCGACUCCAACAGCACCACCUUCCAGAUCGCUCUGGUCUACAACAGCUCUGAGGAACAGCUGACCGAAGUUCCUGGAACAACGCUGUACUGGCUGAGCGGAGCUCCACCUCCCGACGUUCCUGUCUGCGGAUUUAAGAAUGAAAACCCCGUCUGUCUCACAAAGACCAUCACCAUCCACCAGAUGGUCUCCAUCGUCGUUUUCUUCAUCCUUACCAUGACCCUGACCGUCACCGUCUUUAUCUACAGGAGGAUGAAGCUGGAGAAGGAACUGGUGGCCCAGCUGUGGAGGAUUUCCUGGGAAGAUGUCCAGAUGAGCAACCUGGACAAGGUUCUGCGGAGCGGGAGCAGGAUCACACUGUCGCUGAGAGGAUCGAAUUAUGGUUCCCUGAUGACUGGAGACGGAAACCUGCAGGUGUUUGCAAAGACCGGAUACUACAAGGGAAACAUUGUGGCCAUCAAAUACACCAAUAGGAAACGCAUCGAGCUGAACAGGGAUGUCCUGUUUGAACUCAAACAUAUGCGAGAUGUUCAGAACGAACACUUGACCAGGUUCAUCGGCGCGUGUAUCGACCCCCCCAAUAUCUGCAUCAUCACAGAGUACUGUCCCCGAGGGAGUCUGCAGGACAUCCUGGAGAACGACAGCAUUACUCUGGAGUGGAUGUUCAAAUAUUCUCUCAUUAACGACAUAAUUAAGGGCAUGGUUUUCCUCCACAACAGUGUCAUGUUGUCUCACGGGAAGCUGAAGUCUUCAAACUGCGUCGUGGAUAACCGCUUCGUCCUGAAGAUCACCGACUACGGAUUGUCCAGCUUCCGAUCGGAGAGAGACUCUGGAAUCGACGCUCACUCCUACUACGCCCAGAGACUGUGGAUGGCUCCAGAGCUGCUCCGGAUGGAGUCUCCUCCUCCUCAGGGGACCCAGAAAGGAGACGUGUACAGCUUCAGCAUCAUCCUCCAGGAGGUGGCGCUGCGACGAGGAGCCUUCUACCUGGAGGGAGACCCGUUCAGUCCUAAAGAGAUCGUGGACCGGGUGAUUCUGGGCGAGUGGCCCUGCCUGAGGCCCACCAUCGACCCACAGAACCACACCCCGGAGCUGGGUCAGCUGAUGCAGCGCUGCUGGGCCGAGGAGCCCACGGAGAGACCCGACUUCAACCACAUCCGGUUGCUGCUGCGCAAGCAGAACAAGGAGUCCAGGACCAACAUUUUGGACAACCUGCUGUCCCGUAUGGAGCAGUAUGCCAACAACCUGGAGGAGCUGGUGGAGGAACGAACACAAGCUUAUCACGAGGAGAAACGCAAGGCCGAGACCCUGCUGUACCAGAUACUACCACACCCAGUGGCGGAGCAGCUGAAGCGUGGUGAGACAGUUGAAGCCGAAGCCUUCGACUCAGUCACCAUUUACUUCAGCGACAUCGUAGGAUUCACGGCCCUGUCUGCAGAGAGCACCCCGAUGGAGGUGGUGGCUCUGCUGAAUGACCUGUACACCUGCUUUGACGCCAUCAUCGACAACUUUGAUGUGUACAAGGUGGAGACCAUCGGUGACGCCUACAUGGUGGUGUCCGGGCUGCCGGUAAGGAACGGGAAGCUGCAUGGCAGGGAGAUCGCCCGCAUGGCGCUGGCUCUGCUGGACGCCGUCCGGACCUUCAAGAUCCGCCACCGACCGGAGCAGCAGCUGAAGCUGAGGAUCGGAAUCCACAGCGGUCCAGUGUGUGCAGGAGUUGUGGGUCUGAAGAUGCCACGCUACUGUCUGUUCGGUGAUACGGUCAACACGUCGUCACGUAUGGAGUCCACUGGAGAAGCUCUGAAGGUCCACGUGUCGGCAGCGACUCGUGACGUCCUGAUGGAGUUUAACUGCUUCCAGCUGGAGCUGAGAGGAGACAUCAAAAUCAAGGGCAAAGGAAUGAUGACCACUUAUUGGCUGCUGGGAGAGAACAACAGCCAAUGAGGAAGCAGAUGCAGGGCAGCAGGCAAAGAUGAAGGAAAGAAGAGAGCAGACCUCAUGAGGAAGGAACUAAAGGUUUAAGGAGACAGGGCAGGAGGAUUAGGAAGCUGCAGGUCCGACUGACUCUCCUGUUUGAGCACCUCUUCGUAGCUUCAUUCAGCAGAACUUGACCAGCUUCACGGCACUGAUACGUUCUCCAGCGGCAACAUGAAGAGCAUGAGGUUCAGAUGUUCUCUCUUCAUCCCUCAGCUGAAUCACCAUGAACAUCUGGACCAACCAGCUCCUCUUCAUCUUCAUCAGGUCCUCUCAAGUAAAAACUUCUCUUCUGUGCUGCUCAUCCAGAUCAGGACCAGUUCAUGGCAGCUCUACCAUCAGACUUCUGGUUAUGUUCUGACUUUGUUUUGGGUCAGCUGGGCUGAACCACAGCCUGGAUUUAGUCUACUGUUGUGUUUUAUUUAACACCCAUACAGAUUACUAUUCUUCAUGCUUAUUCCACCUAAAAAUGCUCUGUUUCCGUCUUCUGCUCGUAACUCCUUGAAGUUUUCUCAAAAAAGGCAAACAAAAAUACAUUGAAACACGGUUCAAUCAGGAAAAACAUGCUGUGGCUUCUGGUAGUAAUUCAUCGCAGGCUCGUUAACGAAAAUGGCAAAAACAAAGCUAAAUUUUUCCCUGAGACACGAAUGAAGAUUUAUGAAAUGAGUGUAAACCCAGCUGACUUUUAACCCCUAUGAAUCAGGCACACUCACGUAGAAACUUCAUUCAAAGUUCAAAUGAGUCUUGAAAGAUAAAACUUUUAAAGGCUGAAACAGUGGCUACGUUUACAUGGUGCACUUUUAAUCCGUCGACGUCCAAUCAGAAUAAAAAUGCCUCAUGUCAGCUGA